Anthostomella pinea is the source of this 369-nucleotide messenger RNA. The record is from the annotation of a GenBank genome assembly. Lineage: Eukaryota; Fungi; Ascomycota; Sordariomycetes; Xylariales; Xylariaceae.
AUGAAGAAGUCAUCGUUCGCAGCAGUUGUCUUCGUUUUGGCAACCUCAGCCAACGCCACGGCCGUCUACCUCGGUUCCCGCAUAGGGUAUGACGGCUCCGAAUCCAACAUCGGCUGGACCAACAACACCACAAGCAUCUGCAUGCAAUUCGUCGAGAUCGACAAGGGCAACGCCAGCCCCUGCAAUAUCAACUUCUACGUCGACGACCACGACGGGCCCUACCAAUUCAGGGGCUGCGGGUCUGGCGUACAGCUGUACAAGGACGGCGUCUUUAGUAGCGGCUGUACGUCCGAGAAGCGCGGGAUCUCGUGCCGGGACUCGGAUAUCACGCAGAAGAACCUUUGCGACAAGAUAAGCGAUGAUGUCUAG